Messenger RNA from Hydatigera taeniaeformis, 741 nucleotides. The record is from the annotation of a GenBank genome assembly. Lineage: Eukaryota; Metazoa; Platyhelminthes; Cestoda; Cyclophyllidea; Taeniidae.
CUCAAAAUUGGCGAUUCACCGGGUGUAGCUUGCUGUUUUGGCCUCUUCUACUGCAAGUCUGGCAUUAGCGUCGAGCAUAUUCCUUCUUUGCGCGAAGCCGAACCUGGAAGCAGAGGGCUCCCCUCAAACCCGUCGACACCAACCUCUACGGUCACCAGUGGUGGCGUAGGUAUGUUAUUGCAUUGGAAAAAGGAAAAGAUGCUUGAGUCGAAGGCGGAGGAGGAAAUGAACCAGCACCGUCGUCGACGUUACUUUACUGGCUCCUCCGUUGUUGCUCCUUCCAGCAAUGCCUCCGCAGAUGCUUCCACUACUACUACCCUUGUUGGCGUCGACGAUAUGGAUGCUGUAUUCACUACACUCCCGGUGAAACGCAAGCGGUGCGCUAGUGCUUGCCAUCCACUCACCAUUCCUACCUCUUCCCAUUCUCUCCCUGCCGUUUCUGCAUCGUCAAAUGUCCGUGAAAUGAAUGUUUCGACCGCCACAACCUCGCCACAGUCGACCCCGGGAAGAGGAGGCGGGGGAAGUGACCAAGAGCUAGCGUCUGAUUGGUGUACUCGGGUACAGAAUGACUUGCUAACCCAAAUGUUUACGACCCUUCAACAAUUGUCUGCUCGAUUGAACGCAGAUUCGGAUGCAGACAGUGUGGUCGCCAAUUGUCGAGCCAUUCAGGCCUGCCUCGAUACUAUUGGUGCCAUCAAACGUGCUCGCCAAGAGGUUCCAAACGUUUCCUGCACUCCUUGA